Messenger RNA from Manihot esculenta (cassava), 2133 nucleotides. RefSeq names its product pentatricopeptide repeat-containing protein At2g38420, mitochondrial. The transcript has a single exon. Bases 122 to 1642 code for a protein of 506 amino acids. Gene Ontology annotation, molecular function: protein binding. The record is from RefSeq and is a predicted model, not a curated record. Lineage: Eukaryota; Viridiplantae; Streptophyta; Magnoliopsida; Malpighiales; Euphorbiaceae.
AAGCAUUUUAACAAGCACCUUGUACUUACGGAACCCAUCACACCAAGAGAAUUUAGUUGGGGUUUGGCAGCUAGUCUGGGAGCCUCCGGCUAUAUUUGCCGAUUGUCUCACCCUUUGAAACAUGUCUUCUUUAAAAACUGGUAGGCUUUUCUUGAGGAAACACAGGAAAUGGCCACACUUGACCUUCCAUGUCAAAUGGCAGCAGACUUUCAAGCAACAAGAAGCUUUGCGAAAUCUGAAAGAAGCAGCCACGGCGCCAACUUCCUCUCUACAGCCCCGGCAACAAACUACUAGCAAGCCUUAUCUUCUUUCCUCUCUUAUCCACUCCUUUAGCAUCUAUGAUUGUGAGCCCACCCCUCAAGCUUAUCACUUUAUCAUCAAAACUCUGAGCAAAACGUCCCAACUCAACCAAAUUUCCCCAGUUCUUGAUCAUCUCGAGAAGAUGGAAAAAUUCGACACACCCGAAUUCAUUUUGAGCCAUCUUAUUGAAAUUUAUGGCAAUGCCAACGAAAUACAAAAAGCUGUUGAGCUGUUCUAUAGAAUACCCAAAUUUAGGUGUGUCCCUUCUGUUUACUCGCUCAAUACUUUGCUCUCAGUUCUUUGUAGAACCAGUGAAGGUCUGAAAAUGGUUCCUGAAAUUUUGUUGAAGAGUCGAGCUCUGCAUAUUCGAGUUGACGAAUCGAGCUUUCGCUUGCUGAUUUCUGCCCUUUGUAGAAUUAAAAAGGUCGGGCAUGCUGUUGAGCUAUUUGAUUGUAUGAUAAAUGAUGGGUUUAAUCUUGACACAGAUAUAUGCUUUAUGCUACUAUCUUCACUUUGUGAACAGACAGAUAUUCAUAUACAGGGGGUUGAUGUUGUUGCAUUUUUGGGAAAACUGAGGAAAUUGGGAUUUUGUCCUGGAAUUUUGGACUAUACUAAUGUAAUUAGAUUCCUAGUGAGAAAAGGAAUGGGUGCUGAUGCUUUGGGUGUCUUGUAUGAGAUGAAGUCAGAUGGAAUCAAACCGGACAUUGUUUGCUAUAAUAUGGUUCUGAAUGGGGUUAUUGCAAGUGGUUCUUAUUCCAAGGCAGAUGAGCUGUUCGACGAAUUGCUUGUCUUUGGUUUGGUCCCUGAUGUUUAUACAUACAAUGUUUAUAUAGAGUGCCUGUGCAAGCAAGGCAAAGUAGAGGAAGGGAUUAAAAUGGCAGUUAGCAUGGAGGAGUUGGGAUGCAAACCAAAUUUGAGUACUUACAAUAUGUUACUGCAGGCGUUAUGUAAUAGUGGAGAACUUGGCCAAGCAAGGGACCUACUCGUGAGGGAGAUGAGUUCGAAAGGCUUUGGGUUGAGCAUGCAAACGUACAAGAUUAUGAUUGAUGGUUUGAUUAGCAGUGGAAAAGUUACUGAAGCUUGUGCUUUGUUGGAGGAAGAACUGGAUAAGGGUUUAUGUCCUCAGAGUUCGACAUUUGAUGAGAUAAUUUGUGGACUGUGCCCCAUUGGCUUGACAUGUAAAGCACUGGAAUUGCUUGAGAAAAUGAUCCAUAAGAAUGUUUCUCCAGGUGUUAGAGCUUGGGAAGCACUUCUCCUUGGCUGUCAAUCCAAUAAUAGUUUUGCAGAGGAUGUUGGAUUGUUGGACAGCUUAGUAAACUCAUCCACAUUGCCAGAACCUUAAGCAACAGACUCAAUGAGCUAUUCUUUCUUGCAUAAAGAGUAUGGCAAAGGUGCUUGCUUGACUGUCUACACUGUUAAUGUUGGAGACCUCAUUGACUUGUGUGGUGGACACUGAACAAACUCAUAUAACUUGAUAAGUUUGAACCUUGAAAAUAUUUGAAACUGCAAAUCCACCUGACUUAAGAGUUGGAGCAUAAAUAGCAUAAAUUGCUAUUGUAAAAUGGCUGCAUAUUGUUCUGAUAAAUGGUGGCAGCUACUGUUGUAUUUACGACCUAUCCGAUCGGUCAAGGAAGCUUUCUCAUGGUAUGCCUCUAGAAAUCCUUAGUGCUUUCAACUUUGUAAUUGUACUACAUGCUGGACACAGCAUCAUUUGUGCACGCCUGCACUUCAAAUUUUAAAUAGCUACAGUAUUUGGCAGCUCCAAUUCAAUUCUGUGUUGCAAGCUGCAUAACAUAAACUGGAGCUUUGAUACUCUGACUCUCCUUUUUGCCA